AUGGAGAACCCUACGAUCAGUGGAUUGCGAUCAAGAUCCAGAUCCAAAACACCGUUUUUGCGAUCCAGUUGCGAUCGGGAAAACUGCACGGAGGGAGAAGAACAUAGCCAUGUAUCCGGUAGGAAGACACCCAUUAAAAGGAGCACCCCAAUCAAACAGAUGCAUAAUGUGAAUAAAAUUGAAGCAGUCCAGGAAAGCAUAGACGAGAGUCCACAUACUUACCGAACCCGACAGUCGACUAGGCAAAUGGAGAAACUUAUAAAGACAUCCGAUUAUUCAUCAGAAGAGAGUCCUGAUAGAUUGAAGGGAAACCGAAAGGAAAUAUAUCAGAACGAGAUCAACAGUCAGUAUGAGCGCGUGUCGACAAGUUCUCAGCGGUACGCGACGCUUGCUGACGUCACACUCAGUCCGAUACUCACGUCACAGAAUGUGACGCAAGACAGGUCGACGCGCUACAGCAGUCCAGCGGUCAGUGCUUGUUCUACAGACAGCUCGUUCGCUGAGCAAGCCUUAGCUGAUGCCAGCGCCCUACUAGACCGGGACCCAAACGCUCAACACCUGCCCUACAAGCUAUACAAAAUGGCCGGCGAGUAUUGGAACAAGUAUCCCAAAACGGAUUACACAUACUCCCCUCUAUCCCGGGACCGUGUGGAGCUGGCUCCAGGGCAGGUCGCGGUACCUAACAUGUCCAGAAGGUCAUUAUCACAGUUCAGAAUCCAAGGACCAAAUACUGUGGACGAACCUGACAUACCAUCUGGAUGGAAAACUAGCACUAUGGCGAGGAGAUACACGUCCAUAGAUAGUUCGGACGACGAGGGCGCGUACGUACAUAAAGCAGAUUUAGACCAGAAGUGGUGGCCGGCGAGAUUAGUGGCGACCAUCAUCACUACAAUCACCACCAGCUAUAAAAAAGUGGCUGGACCCUCGCACAGAUACCCUUACACUGAGAGGAGACCCGCGAAAGCUGGCGUAGUGUCUCGUCUGGCCACAGCGAGCGUGGCGCCUUUCUAUUGGAUCUUCAGUACUAUAAAAACUAUCGUUACCACUACCGUCACUACGAUCACUGAAAACAUAUCUCCGGACAAAAGAGAAGAGAACAAGAGAUACAGCAGUCGAUACAAUGAAGUUAACAAACGAAGAUGGUGGCCCUGGCUCGCCUUACUGCUGCUACCUGCUAUGGGAUACGGCUUGCACUACACAUAUGAGAACUACGAAACACUAGUGUUACCAAACUUUACCGAUAUCAACUUAGAUUUAUCUGAAUUCACGGCCAAGAUAGCUAACAUCAGCCUGCCGAAUAUUACUCUGGCUGAUAUGAAGAUCAAUCUCACUCUGCCGGAAAUAACGUCACCCAUCGCGAAGAUACCGGAAAUGACGAAAACAUACAUAGUGUACAGGGAUGUGAUGCAGAAUAGAAUGGCUGACGCUUCAGAGUAUAUGGGGACUGUGGCCGAGAGCUGCUGGGAGGAAAUAAGAAGAUUCUAUAGAGGAAUUAUUGGAUAA
Danaus chrysippus (African queen) is the source of this 1503-nucleotide messenger RNA. The record is from the annotation of a GenBank genome assembly. NCBI's taxonomy places the organism in Eukaryota, Metazoa, Arthropoda, Insecta, Lepidoptera, Nymphalidae.